This is a messenger RNA of Marchantia polymorpha subsp. ruderalis, 3100 nucleotides long. The record is from the annotation of a GenBank genome assembly. NCBI's taxonomy places the organism in Eukaryota, Viridiplantae, Streptophyta, Marchantiopsida, Marchantiales, Marchantiaceae.
AGGGCGAAGGUGAGAGCGCGCAGCGAGCGGAGCGCAUGAUGACGGUGGGCAGAGAUUGAGGGAGGGGGAUACCAGGAAACCAAAGCAAAGCAAAGUGAGGAGGAGGAGGUGUGACAGGAUGGGGGCUCAUCGCUGGAAAAGCGGGAUGAGCUGAAUCGGUACUGGUCUCUCUCUCUCUAUGCCCUCAGGAACAGCAACAGCGCUGCCGAAAGAGCCAACCGGGAGGAGGCUGACUGACUCAGAGUUUGCGCUCUCAAUUAGAGAGGAGGCGGCACAGCGAGACGGAAAAGGGAGGGCAGAGAGAGAGAGAGAGAGCAGAGCAAGCAUUCCAUUCCAUUCCUCAUUCCAUCCCGCCCUUCCUGCCCACAGCACCUGAAGCCACCCGGCCCCCUCGUAUGAUGUAUAGUGUACAUGUUGCAGCAGCAGCAGCAGUAGAGCAAGCUCAGGCAGACAGGGCAGGGGAGGGGAGGGGAGGGGAGGGAGGGAGAGAGAGUGUGCGAGAGUGUGGGCGUUAAGAGUGAGAAAGUCAACUGUCUAAGAAUGUGAGAGCCAGGUGAUCACAUUCUUCCCAUCCUCUUUGCUCUAUGACUUGGUGUGCCACUAUUGAGUUGAUUACAUUCAACGCAUCUCGGGGGGCAGAGCAGAUGGUUCGGUGCUGGUGAUCAGCAAGCGCCAUAAUUUAGGCAGUGUUUAAGGCUGGCUUGCAGGCAGCGAGAGUUCAUUUUCCGGGAAUACUGGCCCCGGGCCAAACCCUAAACCCAACCACCACAUGCGCUUUGUCGUCUGGACGUGCGAUCAGAAUCUGUGCUAAGCCAACUUUUGUGUUGGUCUGGACUGGACUUGCGAGCGAGCGAGCGAAAGCGCUGAAUUUGUAUUUUUUUUACUCCGGUUUCUGUACAACAAUUGGGUGGGCAUGUCCCUGUGACCAGCUGCCCUCCCUCCCCCUCGAGCCAUCGUAUGUCAUUAUGUCCCCCUUAUAACUGCUUUGCUGAACGUUUGUCCGAAUUGUGGAUGUUGCCUUCCUUCCUCGCCAUUGAGAGAUGAAGGGAUGGAAACUUUAAAAGCUCAACGCAAGGGAACGUGUUUUUGAGUUGUAGGAGGUAGUUAGCUAGCAGUAGAUGAGAAGCAGCAGCAUCACCAGCAGCAGAAGCAGCAGCAGCAGCAGCAGCGAGCCGAUUGGGUUCGACUGAGGAGGUUGAGAUCGGCAGCAUCCCUCACUUACACCCCGCCGAGCACCAACACCAACAGCGCACGUGAAGAGUGACUCGAGUGGCAGUAGUCCGGUCUCAAAGCGACCAACAUGUUGCAGUUGUACACGUUAGUUUCCUGGAGGAGUUACCAUUGAAGGAGAAACAGUUGCGUUGUUCUUGGAUGCCCCGUCCAGUCGAGAUCUCAGUGGAUUCCACGAGCUGAAAUCAAUCUGCCAAAAUUGGUACACACUCGAACCUUCGCUGUUAUCAGUUUCAGUGGCUUACCUGGGGAUUUGAAAGUAUAUUUGACGUUAUGUGUUUGAUUUACCUCUUUUAUUGUGUCAGCUCCACUUGCGCUAUCAAAACAUCGAUAUAACGAUAAAAGAAGCUGUAAACAGCUGAAGUAUCGUUUUUACUCCCAUAUCUUUCCCUUUCGGGAGUGCGCAGGUGUACCUUGGGUUGUUUUCAACGUAGCGUUAUUAAUCCCUGGAGGAUUGCCUAUCUAUUCUUCAGCGUUCCCAGGAUAUCUGUAAUCCAAACUUUGGUUAUCUUACUAAUUGGCAGACAACAUGUCUCCAUGUUGUCUAUUAACUGUCGUUGCAAAACGGGUUUUAAUUGGUGCUAAAUUGGCUAUGUCUGAAAGAAGGCACGGAGAGUGCAUGCUCUCCGCCCAUUUUUCGCCGAUUGCAGGACCUUUUAAUCUCCGGACUUGUGUUUUGCCUCUAAGCAAGUUGCAAUGUUGUACCAUCUCGAAAAUGUCACGCUUCCAAUUUUUCUUUAACCUGCGGCUUUCCUUCACAUGGAAUUGAUGAUUAUCAACAUUAUCAAUUGCAUGACACUUGUGUUCUUUAGACAAUCUUUCGACCUGUCACUAAUCAUCAGUUGCGGGAUAUAUCUGCAUAACAAGAGAUUUUCGGAAUCCCGGUUGUUACUCCUGUUAUUUGUCUUUAUAUUAACACGUGAAAUUUUGGUUUUCCAGGUGAAUCGUUUAAAAGAAGGGAUGUAUAGUGUAAGCCUGUGGUUCAGCUUUACUCCUGCCUUCAGAGUGUUUCAGACGUCCACAUCAGUGUCAAUUCUUGGACCUUCCUUCCUUCGCAGUUGUAGAUAACCCUUGGUAGUCUUUUCUUACGGCCGACGGUGGUCAGCCGAUUCAGGAGCCCUUAUCUCGGGAACCUAUCCAAGGCUGAAUGGUAGAUUCAGGCUUCACUUUAGAACCUUCUCCUUUGUUUCAUUAUCUCUCAACUGCACAAAGUAAAAUUACCCUCUGUAGUUCUUUAGUGCCCUGGUGGCUUGGGCAGCCACGGUUUUAAUGGAUGUAUACUGCGAUGGCGGAUGACGUUUACACCAUUCUGGUGACUGGAGCUGUCCUUGCAGCCAUAACGAUCCUCUUCUUCCUAUCCUACAAAGUUUUUAAAAUCUUGAAGACGAGGUAUCGAGCACGAAGGCAAAUGCAGUGUCAAACUUCACCAAGGCCACCGUCGCAAAUACAAGUUCUUGAUAUGAACGGUACUUCACCGGGCAAUGUUUCCCCAUUCAACCCUGUCACCAUGUCAACAAAUGUGUGAUGAUUGGAAUUUUGCCAGUAAAAGCACCUGCAAGUCUCCUCGAGGUUACCAUCCACACCGAAACGCCAUGUACCAUUGGCGAGGCGACGCUGGGUUUGUGAAGUUCUGUAGAGUUGUAGACUUCCAAAAAAGUUGAAUCCCAAUACACAGAGGCACGUAAAUAUGUGCUCUUAUACACUAGAUUGUUUGGGCUGUGAAUGUUUUUUAGCAAGAACAAGUUUCUAGCUUUUGCGGUUGACAGCCGUGCAACAGGUAGGCUCUGAUUCAUAUGAGCAGUACAUGGGUAGAAGGCUCAGCUCCGUAGUUUUUGUCAUGUUGCGGUUGAUAAGGGCUUUGAAAUUGCUG